Molecule: messenger RNA, 2119 nt
Organism: Boeremia exigua
Lineage: Eukaryota; Fungi; Ascomycota; Dothideomycetes; Pleosporales; Didymellaceae
Product: senescence-associated protein-domain-containing protein
Exons: 2
Coding region: 239-1834 (531 amino acids)
Biological process (GO): cell division
Cellular component (GO): plasma membrane
Source: RefSeq, a predicted model, not a curated record
CCAUUGACGUAGGCGCUUCAAGCAAGCAAGCAGGCCCGCAAGGUUGCGACAUACUGAGUGCUUGGCUUGGGCUCCUUCCAGGGCUGUAAAUCGGUUGCUGCGAACCAACACAGCCCCCAGAUUGGCCACCUGCACUUCCCUUCUCGUAUAUAUUCUUCUCCUCGAUUCACGCCUAUACCUACCUACGCCUCGCAGCAACCCCUCUUCCUCAGACAUAAACUACAGACGUCUAAACAUCAUGAGUGGCCAUGGCGAUCCCAGACUUCUCUACACAAUUGGAGGCAUCAAAGCCUACCACAUUCAGCAGGGUGAGGAGACGUCCCUCACACCCUCAGGACCGCAAACGCUCUCUCUGCUUAUGGUCCCUACCAACUCACCAUUCGCCGAUCUUAGCAGUACACGGCCGCAGAGCGAAGCGCCCGAGGAGGAUUUCUACCUACACUUGAACCUGCCACCCGAGCUCGACCUCCCUCUUCCUGCUACCACGCAGAUCUACCAUCAGCCACCCCAUAGUUAUCUCAUCCCACGAUGGGACCUAGGUCCAGAGAGUGGCGCCUUCACAAGAAUCGAGUUCCCCGCGAUCGGCAAGGGACCUGGCGCUGUCACGCAGGAGGAUAUCGAUACGUUCGAGACCAUCUUGGCUCAAUGCACUGCUUUUCUGGAACGCGCACAAAACCCCUAUCCGUCUGAGAAGGGUGGUCACAAAGCCUACAAUCCCCAGGACUACGCGCCUGGCCAGAGUCACGCAAGUGCCGGUGUAGCAGGGUCUAGCAAGCAGCAGCAACAUGGCGAGAUUGUCUUGAUAGACGAAGAAAACGGCAGCGUAGUCGGCGAAUUGGCCGAAGGUGCUCAGAUCGUUGAGGAUCCCAGACUCCAAGCUGGAUCGAAGAAUCCAGAUCCAGUCGAGAUUGUUGUCUCUGCCGACGGCAAGCGUAUCGAUGUUAAACCUCUUUCUGAAGACUACCUAUCGAUGGCCCGCCAUCCUGCGUAUAAGAACUCGACACUCGUCCAGAACUCGGCUGCUGCGUCACGUUUGAUUGUCACUGGGUCUAGCUACCUUAGCAACAUGAUGGUGUCUGGUGCAGAGGGCUUUAUCAACAAAACUAGGCCGAACGAGAAGCCCAUGGUCUUCAAGCCCGCAACGCACGAACGCGUUCGAAAAAUCAAUACGAUGACCACCGGUGUCGCUGGUUUCUCGGCUAAGACAGUUGGUACAAUCGGCAAGCACGCACAGAACUUCGCCGCCGGUCUCGCGGGCCACAAGAAUUCGCAGCACAAAAGUUUGAAUGCAGAUGGCACAGUAAACGAAAACUACAAGCCAGGUCUGCUCAAUAAGAGUUUGAUUGCGUGGUCGACCAUUGGCGACGGUCUCGCUCACUCGGGCAAACAGAUCCUCACCUCUGGUGGUGCUGCAGCUAGUGCUGCUGUUGGUCACAGAUGGGGCGCAGAAGCUGGAAGUUUGACAGGCGAUCUCGCUGGGGGAGUCAAGAACGUAGGCCUUGUCUACAUCGACGUCACGGGCGUGACUCGUCGCGGUAUAAUCAAGAGCGUCGCCAAGGGCAUGGUUGUUGGCAAGGUAAAGAACAAGAAAGGCCAAGAGCAGACCAUUAUGGUCGGCGGUGGUGAUGGUGGCUCCAUUACACCAGGCACUGCUACUAAGCUCAACCCCAUGGACAGCGCUAGCAACACUGGCCUGCCACCCAAUACAUCGAGCAGCAACCCUGCUGGUCAGGUCAGCUUUGGCAACCAGCCGCCACCAAGCUACAGGACCGGUGUCGGUGAGAGUCUCGAGGGUCAGCCAGCAUAUCAGGGUUACCCGAACGAGAAGAGGUGAAGUGAUGCUGUGUAGGAAGCAGUGGUAUGAUUGCAGGGAGAAUUCACGAGUAAUGACGUUGCUAUCCAUAGUUUACAAUUAAGGCAAUAUCACGAGUCUGUUUAUGUAUUCGAGUACAGACGAUAACUUACCGGAUUCUUAUGGUACGUACUUUGGCCGUAUCCAGCUCUGAAUCUUGUAAUCCCUCUACAGUUUACAGUCCUUCUUACUUCAACAUCCACGUCACGUUCCUCCAGGCCAGAGUCUACAUUCUAGCGUUGCCAAAUGAAGCGUUGUAUACUGGGA